UUUGGGUUCCACCUCCCCUGGCCUGGCCUGCCCUGUAGUCAAAGAAAACCUAAAAAACCCGAUUAGAUUUGAUAUACGAAAGAUAAAAAAGAUCCUUCUUCUCUUACGCUCCUCCUCGUAUUUCGAUUCGAUUCGUCGGAGAUCUUCUUCAUCUUCUUCAUCCAAACCCUAACUUAUUGCUUAUUUGGAUCGAAUCAUCAUCAUCAUCAUCAUCAUCAUCAUCAUCUUGUCAAUUUUGGAUUUCUCCACCUGAGCCAUGUCUGCCGUUUAUUGCGGAACCAAGAGAUCUUACUUCGAUGAUAUUCCUUCUCCUCCCUCUUCUAAGAGGUUCCGAUGCUUUUCUCCGUCCAAUUCUCCAGUCUGGUCCUCUCCUUCCUCUUCUCUCGAUCAGCUUCGCUCUGCCUUCCCUCACCUUGAACUCACGGUUCUUGUGAAGGCUCUAGAAGAACAUGGAAGUGAUUUAAAUGCUUCUAUGAAAAGCUUAUACUCUUUCGUCUCCGCUGAGGAGGAGAAGAAAGCUCAAGAAUUAGCCGCAGGAUGUGCUGCUAAUGAGGAAUCUGAUGCCGUUUCUGGUGCAUCUACUUAUACGGCUACAGACAAUCCCCCGGUUAGUGGUGAUGACUGGGUUGAAUUGUUAGUCAGGGAGGUUACUCAAUCUACUGGUACCGAUGAUGCUAAACUACGUGCCUCUAGAGUCCUUGAGGCCUUGGAGAAGAUGUUAAGUGCACGUGCUCGUGAAGAAGCUGGGAAAAAAUUCCAAGAGGAGAACGUGGUAGUCCAGCAACAAGUGGAGGCCUUGAUCAAGGACAACACAGUCCUCAAACGUGCAGUUGCUAUCCAGCAUGAGCGGCAGAAAGCAUUUGAAGAUGCGAACCAGCAGUUAGAACUCUUGAAACACCUGAUUCCUCAGUACCAGGAAAAGCUCAGAACUCUGGAGGUGAACAACUACGCGCUGAAAAUGCAGCUGCAGCAAGUGGAACAUGGCAACUCAAUGCCAGGAAGAUUCAAUCCGGACGUCUUCUAAAAAGCUCUCCAGGAAACGAGGACACUUACUUGCAGGAGGAGAAGGCGGCAAUAAACGCAAGUGAGAGAGAGAGAGAGAGAGAUACGAAAACAAAAAGUGCUUUUGCAUUGGUAUUACUGUGUAGUCCGGGACAAACAUGAGUUUCCUUUGCUUUUUGAUAUAUUUCUUUGCUGCUGUUUGUGUCUGUUCCUCAGUCGUAUUAGUUGGGAAAUCAAGGAUGUGUUUUUGGUAUAGGGUUGUAUAACUGAACAUUGUUCUGAAUAUUAGGGGGAGAGUCUGUCGGAGACUAAUAAACUUGUGAUCUCCCCAUGGUAUCGAUUUCCUGAAA
Camelina sativa (false flax) is the source of this 1352-nucleotide messenger RNA. RefSeq lists its product as uncharacterized. The record is from RefSeq and is a predicted model, not a curated record. Gene Ontology annotation, molecular function: ubiquitin binding. Lineage: Eukaryota; Viridiplantae; Streptophyta; Magnoliopsida; Brassicales; Brassicaceae.